This is a messenger RNA of Perca flavescens (yellow perch), 3021 nucleotides long. RefSeq names its product G protein-coupled receptor, class C, group 5, member C (gene gprc5c). Gene Ontology annotation, molecular function: G protein-coupled receptor activity; protein kinase activator activity. Lineage: Eukaryota; Metazoa; Chordata; Actinopteri; Perciformes; Percidae. Bases 302 to 1558 code for a protein of 418 amino acids. The transcript is spliced from 5 exons. Gene Ontology annotation, cellular component: plasma membrane; extracellular exosome; signaling receptor complex. Gene Ontology annotation, biological process: G protein-coupled receptor signaling pathway. The record is from RefSeq and is a predicted model, not a curated record.
UCCCAGCAGUCCGAUCGUUGGAAAGCGCUCCCGUAAACUUUUUAAUUUCCAUUUGAUUGGUCGUGAACUAGUUUGUAAACCAGUCGGAUGAGGUUUUCUAUGAGAUUUUCCGAAGAGCAGACACUUUUUGUGUGACUUUACUCUCUGUCUCUCCCUUUUUUCCUCUUUUUUGUUGAUUUGGCGCAGUUUGGAGCAGGUGGAGAAGCGUUUCAGAGAUCGACAACCAGUCUGCCGACAACAUACAGGUGCUGUAAGGAUCCCAGAACAAAUCGUCCAAAUUGAACUCUCUCUCCCAGUGGCCAUGGCUGCCAACGUCACCACCAAUGGUUGCGGCCCUAACUUGGACUCCCUCUAUUACAACCUUUGCGACCUGAAUGCGGUGUGGGGCAUCGUGCUGGAGGCCUUCGCGGCUGCUGGCAUUGUCUUCUCCUUUGUGCUUUUCAUCUCGCUGCUGGCCAACGUGCCCUUCACGCAAGACAAGAACCGCAAGCGAUCUGUGUCCCUCAACGCCUGGUUCCUGAUCUUCACCGCCGGUCUCUUCUGCCUGACCUUCGCCUUCAUCGUGGGAAAGGACUUCUCCACCUGCGCCUCGCGGAGGUUCCUCUUCGGGGUGCUGUUUGGCGGCUGCUUCGCCUGCCUCCUGAUGCAGUGCGUGAGGCUGAACAUCCUCGCCAGGCGGGACAGCGGGCCCCGGGCUUGGGUUUUAUGUCUAGGGGCACUGGGGUUGUGGCUGGUGGAGGUAGUCAUCAACACGGAGUGGCUGAUCAUCACAGUGGUGCGCCACCCACAGGGGCCACUCAACGCCACAGCCGGAACUAGCAGAGCCACGGCCACGCCUUGCAACAUCGCCAACGAGGACUUCGUCAUGGCGCUGAUCUACGUCAUGACCCUGAUCCUCGCUGUGGUGGUGGCAAGUCUGACCAUCAUGGCAGGCAAACACAAUAAGUGGAAGAAGGACGGCGCCUUCAUCCUUAUAAGCAGCUUGUUCUCUGUGGGUAUUUGGGUGGCGUGGAUCGUCAUGUACGUCUACGGGAAUCAGAUGAGAGGGGGCCCCACAUGGGAUGAUCCCACCUUGGCCAUCGCUUUAGUGGCGAACGCAUGGGUGUUCCUGAUCCUCUACACAAUUCCUGACAUCUGCAAUUUGACCAGCGAUGAUGAAAGCCAGCAAAGCCUCGGGCAAGACAUGUACCCAAGCCGAGGAGUCGGCUACGAGACGAUCCUGAAGGAGCAGAGCUCCCAGAACAUGUUCAUGGAAAAUAAGGCUUUCUCUAUGGAUGAGACCAACCAAGGGUCCAAGCCGGUGUCUCCAUACAGCGGCUACACCGGUCAGCUGCGGAGUUCAGUCUACCAGCCCACUGAGCUGGCGAUCAUCAGCAAAGGAGUGGGAAAUCACCCUCCGGACGUAUCCUAUACCACAGCCAUUCCCAGAGCUUCCACCCACUCUGCAGCCAACAGCGGGAGCAGCACGCUCUCGGCACACACCGAGAGCGGGAACACCGCACACACACAGACAAACGGAAAUAGCGGGAACGGCCCGCAUAGGACGGUCCAGUGGUGAAAAACGCCACGACGCUCGCCAAAACACCCGUCGAAAUAACUCUUGAGUUCAUUUGCACCCGCUGACUGUAUGUUUGCUGUUCUCCAUGGUUCCCUAAGCUGGUUCUAAGAGGAAUCCUUCAGCCCAGACAUGUGGAGGUGAGCGCUGGGUCACCCUCCCCUCCCCACUGAUGGAAAACAGCUAAACCUUUCUAUUGACUGGGUUUUACCAAUGUGCCGCUGGGUAUGAGAUGGUGUAGAGCUUCAUUUGGAAGUCAAAGCGAGGGGAUUUGCUGCAGAACAAAGACUUUUUGCGGACCGUGAGCUCUCUGCUGGAGCCAAUCACACAGAUGAAGAGUGACGGACGAGCUACCAGCGCAUAUAUAGCAUUCACGUGCACACACACACACGUGUAAAAAAUGCACCCCCUUUUCCCCCUACACACACCAUAAAUAACCUUUUAUAGCCUUUACUGCAGCAGCAGAAACAGUGGAAUAAAAAAACACUAUUAGAAGGAUUGCAUUCACUUCCACACAAAAAAAUUAUAUUAUGCACAAGUGUAAUUAUAGGAGUCAAUAAAUAUUUUUGUGCCUGGAUUGUGAAUAGUGUUUAUAACCACAAAGUUAACACGUAAAACUGAGCUACUGGUGUUGAAUUAAUGUAAAUAUAUGUUGUUAAUGUGUCAACGGUUCUACACUGCAUGGAAGCAUUGUGUGAAUGCGUAUAUUUAAUGCUAUUUAUAGCACCAGUGUGUGCUAUUUAAUUAUUUUAUCUAAUUUCUACCAAUCAAACAAUCACGAGAACCGAGAGCUGAAAUCACGCCUGUGAUUAGCUUGUUUCACUCUCUAUGUCAUUUCUAUUCUAUAUCAUUCUUCCUAAAAAAAAAAAACAUAUUAUGUGAUGCUUUUGUGUCCAUAUAUUCCUAAAUAAAUAUGUAUCUACUGCUUUGCCUGGCCGUACAAUUUGAGAAUCUUGUCAUUUUAAGUUACCUCUUAAUUAAGUCUGAGUCUUAAACUGUGUAGGAAACCGUUCCCUUUCACGGAUUUAGUGCACAAUAUAGCGUGUUCGCCAUUUUGUAGUGGUGAUUGAAUUCUCCGCGGUUAAUUUCAUUCACUAUAUUCCUACUUACUUACUGCCCAUUAUGCCUGUUGGCUUGUUGGGUAGCAACAAAGGAUUUCCACUCUUGUCUGUUUUGGGCCAGUGUCUUUAUAGAGCCCCAGGUGUGAUGUAGGGUCUUCAGCUCUCCCUCCACAGUCCUGCGCCAGGUAUUUCCAUUUCCAUCGCCUUCUCAUAAUGAUGGUAGCCAUUCACUAUAUAGCCUAGCAUAAAAUACCCACAAUGCACUGCUAAUUUGAGUAUACAUACGAUGUACCCUACAUUUUACUCUUGUAUACCACAAUGCAUCGCGGCCGUGUUUUCCCCGAGGAGAAGAAGAAGCAGAAAUCACUGCAAAAACUGAAAAGGAAAAAUGGAGCAUGCUUUUGU